AUGUCAGAGAACAAAACAGGCUUGCACACGUGGAAGCAGGAGAGAAGCUCGUUGCUUCGGAGAUGGUAUGACUUAAUGAUACAAAACAAAGACGACCUGGCCAAGAUAAUCACAGCUGAGAAUGGGAAGCCGCUAAAGGAAGCCCAGGGAGAAGCCCUGUAUUCCGCCCUGUUCCUUGAGUGGUUCUCCGAGGAAGCCCGUCGCAUCUACGGAGACAUCAUCUAUACGGCCGCGAAAGACAAGAGGGGGCUGGUCCUUAAGCAGCCUGUGGGGGUGGCUGCUGUCAUCACUCCGUGGAAUUUCCCCAGCGCCAUGAUCACCAGGAAGGUGGGGGCCGCCCUGGCAGCCGGCUGCACGGUUGUGGUGAAACCUGCGGAAGACACACCCCUCUCCGCCCUGGCCCUGGCUGAGCUUGCCAACCAGGCCGGAAUUCCUCCCGGUGUGUACAAUGUCGUUCCCUGCUCUCAAAAGAAGGCCAAAGAGGUCGGAGAAGCUCUUUGUACUGACCCUCUGGUAUCCAAAAUUUCCUUCACUGGCUCAACAGCUACUGGGAAGAUCCUGUUGCGCUAUGCUGCGGACUCGGUGAAGCGAGUCUCCAUGGAGCUUGGCGGCCAUGCCCCUUUCAUUGUGUUCGACAGUGCCAACGUGGACCGGGCUGUCGCCGGCGCCAUGGCAUCCAAGUUUCGGAACUCUGGCCAGACCUGUGUCUGCUCAAACCGUUUCUUGGUGCAAAAAGGCAUCCACGAUUCCUUUGUGAAAAAAUUUGCAGAAGCAAUAAAGCGAGACCUGCGUGUAGGCAAUGGUUUUGAGGAGGGAACCACGCAAGGCCCACUAAUUAAUGAAAAAGCAAUCGAAAAGGUAGAGAAACACGUGAGUGACGCAGUUUCCAAAGGGGCCACCAUUGAGACAGGAGGGAAGCGACAUCAGUUUGGGAAAAAUUUCUUUGAGCCCACACUGCUCAGCAACGUCACCCGGAACAUGAUUUGCACCCAUGAGGAAACGUUUGGGCCUCUGGCACCUGUUAUCAAGUUCGACACAGAGGAGGAGGCCGUAGCGAUUGCGAAUGCCGCCGACGUCGGGCUCGCAGGUUAUUUUUACUCUCAAGACCCGGCCCAGAUCUGGCGGGUGGCCGAGCAGCUGGACGUUGGCAUGGUCGGAGUUAACGAAGGGCUGAUCUCCACUGUGGAGUGCCCCUUCGGGGGCGUGAAGCAAUCUGGCCUUGGACGAGAAGGGUCCAAGUACGGCAUCGAUGAGUAUCUGGAACUCAAGUAUAUGUGUUUUGGGGGCUUGUAGGAUCCUUCCGCGCUCUACAAGAUGAAAAGGAAAGAGGAAACUUACGUACGGACAUGGGAACAUGCCGUCCAUUAUCUUCAAUACACGUACAGAGUUCUCCUAGGUUAUCUGAAUGUAUGAUUUUAAUGCUCAUCCGGUCCUUGUAACUGUAAAGAGAUGUUCCUGCUCCUCCCAUCACCCAACUUGGGACCAACAUGCGCCACAGGGCCACCGCCGCCGCAGAUGCCCGGAGGACCAGCGUUGGGCUGGUGGAUCGAAAUCCAGGGAGCUCUCGCUGUGAGUCAGGCAGCCCCUCCUGCCUCGACCACCGACCGCAUUGCCCCCAGGGAGUGCAGGAAAGCCCACCUCUGACUAACGGGCUGCUCAGGGGGCACAGCACCCCCUUUCCGGGCCACCAUCCAGUCACCCAUAAAAGCUUAUUGUGUAUCCAC
Molecule: messenger RNA, 1724 nt
Organism: Echinops telfairi (small Madagascar hedgehog)
Lineage: Eukaryota; Metazoa; Chordata; Mammalia; Afrosoricida; Tenrecidae
Gene: ALDH5A1
Product: aldehyde dehydrogenase 5 family member A1
Exons: 10
Coding region: 1-1293 (430 amino acids)
Biological process (GO): GABA catabolic process
Molecular function (GO): succinate-semialdehyde dehydrogenase (NAD+) activity
Source: RefSeq, a predicted model, not a curated record